Molecule: messenger RNA, 752 nt
Organism: Serpula lacrymans var. lacrymans S7.9
Lineage: Eukaryota; Fungi; Basidiomycota; Agaricomycetes; Boletales; Serpulaceae
Exons: 4
Coding region: 19-747 (242 amino acids)
Biological process (GO): DNA damage response; fatty acid metabolic process
Cellular component (GO): mitochondrial matrix
Source: RefSeq, a predicted model, not a curated record
AAUCCGGAAGACAUUCGUAUGCUCAAUACCAUGAUUCCUAGGCAUUAUAUGCCCAUGGUACCUACAGCUUUCUUUUUACAAGUAAAGGGAAUGGGUCGUCCCCGCGGCUUUGAGAUGCUUCCAGAUUUCUUCAACCUCGCCGAACAACGUAUCCUACUGGCCGCUGCUUUGCAAAAACUCAACUCAAGUGAGAGCCGACACGUUCGAAAGCGCCAGAAAGCCUUCGAAAAGCAGAGAAAGCCUUUGGGGGAAGCAUCAUCCAUACAGGAUAUGUUUCUACCCGAUGACCAUUACACUUUCGAGCAGGGACAUUAUGACAAUGUCAUUCAUGGUUAUCGUGAAAUGCAUGUCUCGUCCUGGCCCGUCGAAGAAAAUCUCGGUCUCUCUUUGAUAUUCGAUCGACUACAGGAAAUAUAUCCGAGCCAAGACACUCAGACACAUUUGCUACAUCUUUCGUCCACCGGAAAGAUCCUACCCCAUGUAGAUAAUGUCGAAGCCAGUGGAUCCUGGAUCCUUGGGAUCAGUUUGGGAGCUGAGAGAAUUAUGCAUAUGGAGUCGACAGAAGAUCCGCAAGAUACGUUUGACACUUUGUUGCCAUCCGGUUCCGUUUAUAUACAGAGAGAUGCUGUACGUUUCGGAUAUAAGCACUCCAUCCUGUUCAAGGGCGAGUUUCGUGGACUUAACGUCGGAGGCGGCCAGCGCUUGAGCAUGAUGGUUAGAGAUCGUAAACCGCCAAUAGCGUUGUAAAGAAU